GGCCAAUAUGAGGUUGCAUACAAGAGAUCAUAUUACUUCCGCGGUCGUUUGGACGGAGGGUCAUAUUGUUUGUGUACAGUCUCAAACUGAUGACCCAUGCGAGGCUGAUUACCAUCAAAAGCAUACCCUCCUCCAUGCGGCUCACCAUACACUCCUCUCCCUAGCCCGCCAUAUGGUUCUCCCUUGCCCACAGAGCACUUCCCUUUGUCGGCCAUGCACUUCCCCUUGAUUAUUAUAUACGUCUCCUUGUCCGCCGCCGUACGCUCCCCAUCGCCCAUGAGACGCGGUACCAGGCCCAUACUGACCCUCUUGGUGCCCUUGCCCGCUCAGGCCCCCUCCCUGCCUGGCAUACUCUGCUCCGUCUCUGCCGCCCGCCGCUCGCUCUGCCGGUCUGCGAUGGGGACUUUGACCGUCUCGGGGUCCAAGGUCAUUGACGGACCUCGCACUGGCCCCGCUAGACGGUCCAGGGCUCGGCCCCAGGUAGGUCUCUGCAUGAUAAACAUGAGACCUGGCCCCGGGAUCGCCCUCGGUCAAGAGAAGAUCUUGGCUAACGGAUGUGGGCCGGUCGUCGAGAUGCAGUAAUCGUUCGGGGCCGGAACGCAGUUCGGUGGAUGCUGAGGCAGGGAACAAAGAAGGGGAUUGAGAAGCAGUGGUUGGGUCGGUGGAAUCAACAAGUCCUCCGCGCAAAGCAACGACUUCCGUGCGCAAGGACGCAAUUGUUGCCUUCAAGCACUUCAUCUCCUCCUGCAAUUCCUCCUGCAUUGCCAGAAAGUUCUGCCUUGCGGAUGAUUCCAGACCUGCA
Molecule: messenger RNA, 802 nt
Organism: Cryptococcus amylolentus CBS 6039
Lineage: Eukaryota; Fungi; Basidiomycota; Tremellomycetes; Tremellales; Cryptococcaceae
Exons: 1
Coding region: 214-582 (122 amino acids)
Source: RefSeq, a predicted model, not a curated record